Messenger RNA from Octopus sinensis (East Asian common octopus), 1524 nucleotides. RefSeq lists its product as uncharacterized. NCBI's taxonomy places the organism in Eukaryota, Metazoa, Mollusca, Cephalopoda, Octopoda, Octopodidae. The record is from RefSeq and is a predicted model, not a curated record. Bases 446 to 1492 code for a protein of 348 amino acids. The transcript is spliced from 2 exons.
UCUAUCUAUCUAUCUAUCUAUCUGUCUGUCUGUCUGUCUGUCUGUCAGUCUGCUUGUCUGUCUUUUUUCUGUCUGAUAAUCUGUCUGUCUAUCGAUCUAUCUGUCUGUUAUACAUUCCCACCUUUAGUCUGUCUUUAUAUCUCCGCCUCUCCGUCAUAGAGCUAGCCGUAUAAUUUUCCUCCAACUCCCUAUCUUUCUCUCUGUUUAUUUGACUCCUCCCUCAUUUCCCCUCUUCUGUCUGUCUAUGUCUCUGUUUGUCUGUUUGUCUACCUAUAUAAUAUUAUAUCUUGAACCAAGUCAAAAUUACACUAGUAUAACAUUCAGUCUACGAACAAUUAUCGUCCUCAGGUAUGUAUCUAUGGUGUCUGACUGUCUGCAUGUGUGAACGUGUGAGAGUGGUUCUGCUAGAUAAGAUGAAUAGCUGUCAGGAGGAGAGAAGAUAAUAAUGCUGUUUGAGGCUGGUUGGCAUUGGCCGGAGCCGAAUCCUUUUAACAGAUCGUUCGUCCAUAGAGUUGGGGAAAGAAAAGGAAGACGAAAAACAGAUAUUGUUUCUACUUUGCUUUACCCAUCACCUCCUCAGUUAUGUUUCAUGGCUUAUUUUGUUUCCGGUUUCAAACACUUAUCACUUUCACGUUACAAGAACGCAGGGUGUUGUUGUGUACAUUUUUACGGUUGCCGUCAGCAAUACAACAGAACUUCUCCCCAACCUGGAAACUCAGGAGAAAAUCAACAUCAAGACAGUUUUGCUACCGUUUCUACAGGAGGCCGCCAAUUAUCGUUAGACAGCGGCUGCCUCACAGCACAAUAUCUAAUGUACCCACCUCGAUUUGUAAUACUGGUAGUGCUGAUUGCUAUGACAGCUUGCAGUAGUAUGGCCAUGCCAGUACAGGUUGUUGCAGCUUGGUCGACGACGAGAAAUUAUUCAACGUAUCGUAACAACAACACGUCCCGCAGCAUCUCGCAAACUUACACCCCAAUCGAAGCAUCAUCACUUUUGUCGCGUCACUUGAAAUCCAAUCGUUUUGUGUCCGUGUCAAAUUCAAAUUCACUUUGGUCAUCACUGCUAAAUAGAGACACAGUAAGAAGCUCUUCAUUUCACCACUGGCCAAUUGCUAAGGACGCUCUAUAUGGUAUCCAGGGGUUAGAUGAAGGAAAUAAUCACCAUAUUACUUACAGGGACAAAGAUUUAUCGGAGAAGGUAGACGAGACACACGUUCGUAAACGUCGAUCAUUGACACCAGAUAUAUCAAAAUCAAACAUGGAUGCACUCGAACGUUUAUCACGUGUGUUCGGUAUUCGGCGACUUCCGUCACCGGACAAAGUGUCACCGCACAUGAUCGCUCCUGAAUACAUGACUCAACUUUAUCAAAGCAUUACAGACAGCGGAGGCCUGACAAAGGCUAAUAGUCCUUACAAUGCGGAUAUUAUACGUAGCUUCCCAGACAGAGCUAUUUUGUUCAGUGUAAUCUCUUUUGGAGUGACUCCCCAGUAACGUGAAACCAUUUAUACGGAGGAAUAAUAAUG